Messenger RNA from Ctenopharyngodon idella (grass carp), 5022 nucleotides. It is a transcript of the gene stbd1, whose product is annotated as starch binding domain 1. Gene Ontology annotation, cellular component: membrane. Bases 133 to 1716 code for a protein of 527 amino acids. The record is from RefSeq and is a predicted model, not a curated record. NCBI's taxonomy places the organism in Eukaryota, Metazoa, Chordata, Actinopteri, Cypriniformes, Xenocyprididae. The transcript has 2 exons. Gene Ontology annotation, molecular function: starch binding.
CUGAUUGCGGGGCUUCUUUUCAUCUUCUGCCGCAUCAAAGGGUCAUUUCGGCCGCGGCGCUGAGAAUGAAGUGAUCACCCGCAUCGCGUCACCUGCAUUCUUACAUCUACAUUGAAGCUUUUCACCCACAGCAUGACCAUGAAGAACAGCAAACCGAUUGCUCUGGAUCGGCGCGAUAUUCAUUCCCUCCUGGAUCUGAUCGGUGGCUUCGGUGCCGUAGUCGCCGUGGGGAUCAUUGCCAUGCUGUCGGUGUGCGCUGCGUUCUUCAUUUACCGAUCCUUCAGAGGUCAGCGCGGGAAGGGCGACGAGAAUAACGGGAACGAAACGGCGGUAGCAACGGGUGAAGGGAGCUCGGCUCGGAGGAGGAAAAGAGAGAGGGGUGAUGAUCGACCUACCGAGUCAACAGGAGAAUGUCAGGAUGGAAAGCAGGAGUGUUGCAGCGAAUCCAGUAACCUCUCAGACACAGACAACAUGCUCCUUCCUACUGAGAUAUCAGAGAAAGACCUGAAUGAAAGCACUCUCAAAGACUUGGAGGAUAUUACAGAUGAGCUUCUAACGGACUUAGAACCUGAAAUGCGAGACAAAACGGAUUCUGAUCUGGAUCAGUGUGUAGGAAUGGAUCCUGACGAAAACACGGUAUGUGAGGAUCAUAUUCAGCAUGAGGAUGAUGAUGAUGGUGGUGGACGUGAGGUUUUGGCUGAUGUGAGUGUACGAUCGACGCAAUUAGAUUGUCAACAUGAGGAAAUUGAGGAAUAUCUCGACAAAUCUGAGACGGGACUGAGUGGAGACACAGAUGAACCAUCUGAAACUGAAAGCGCUCAGGAGAUCAUUUAUCAGAGACAUCAAGUUCAUGUCACUACUCAAAGCAGUUCUUCUUCAGACCAAACGGUUAAACCAUCCAAUCCUAGUAAGAUCCAAUUAGAGGAAGACAACAAGAUGUCAACGGUGGAGGAAGCAAACAAGAAGUUUGAAGAUCACCAUGACUGGCGUUUUCCACGAACGAAUAACUUAGAUUGCUGUUGCUAUGAUAAUAAGUCUAUGGUCAACCACAGCAACAGGUUCGACUUCCACAACUACUUGGGCUUCCACCCUGAUAAUACCUUCCUUGUUGGGUCUUCAACACAGGUGAGCCUCUCACACGAGUCUGGUGAGAAGAAAACCAAUGAAGAUAGUGCGUCAAUGGAGAAAAAACAUGAAAAGAAUGAGAUUAGCAUCAUGGAUGCCAUUAUGGACAAUAACGAGUGGCUAAAUGUAGGGGCACCAGAGUUCAGAGAUCGUCCCUGGCUUACGCCAACUGCAACCAGCACUGAAGAAAAACAGACACAAUGGGGAAAAGAAGGGCAAGUCAAGACUGGUUUAGCCAAAGAGGACGAAGAACUGGCGAAUAAAAGAGUAGCAACUGUUCCGCCUUUAUCGCAAGUGGUUAACGUAACCUUCAGGAUUCACUACAUCACAUACUCUCCUAGCCAGCUGGUGGCUGUUACCGGGAGCCUGCGGGAGUUGGGGGCCUGGGAGAGUUUCGUUCCACUCCACAGAGCCAAGGACGGAUUCUGGGCCAACACUAUCACCCUCCCCGUGGAGAGCCAGAUGGAGUGGAAGUUCGUCCUGGUGGAUGAUGGAAGGAUCACUCGCUGGGAGGAGUGUGGAAACCGCUAUCUAUUUUUAACAAGUCAAGAUGAAGAAGUCUAUCUUGACAAGUGCUGGGGAUGUUGCUGAACUCAGAGGUGACUAUCUACUAAAACUCUUAAAAAUAAAGGUUCUUUAUUGGCAUCUAUGGUUCCAUGAAGAACCAAAACAUCCAUGGAACCUUUCCUGUUCAUCGAAAGGUUCUUUGAGGAACCCAAAAUGGUUCUUCUAUGGCAUUGCUGCAAAAAUCACCUUUAAAGGCCUGUUCACACUGAGAAUGAUAACUAUAACGAUAACUACAUUAACGUACAGCGCACAAUAUCAUUCUGUUUAUUAUAAGCACGUGCUGCAGUUAUGUCUUCUAACGCUUUAAAUGCUCGAGCUCUUAUAGCAGAAUCGAUUCUGAUUGGCUCAAUGAUUUUAUCAUUCAUCUGAAAAAAAAAAUUGCUCGGAAAUUGAUUUCAACGAUAUUGUUUGUCUGUGUUAUAGUUGUGGACUCUGCUAUUCUUUUAUAUUUAGAUUGAUUUUUAGAACUAUAUCUUUAUCAUCAUAGUUAUCGUCCUUGGUGUGAACAAGCCUUUAGAACCUUUAUUUUUAAGACUGUAGGGCUGCACGAUUAAUCAAAAAAAAUUAAAUUGCAAUAUCACUGCACUAAAACUGCUUCACACAAACUCAAUCUCUGAAUCACAUGCUCUGAGUUUGGGUAGCUUUAACGUGCAAUUGGGAACGCAACAUGCGCAAAACAAUCUUCACAUACUUGUAAAUGAGAAGCUCUUAAUAAAAGAUAAAUAAAAGAGAAACUUUAAGGGCUCCCUGCAGUUUAACUUCAAAUUAAAAGUUUGAUUAUUUAAUGUUUAAAAAUAAAAAAUGAAGACAGCCAUAAAUAUUAGUAUUGUAAUUUUAUGGUUGUAAAUUAAUAUUAUGUUAUACCAUUUUUUUAUUUUACAUUGAUAUAUUACAAUAGUAAUAUUUAUUGUUUUAUUUAGUAAUUUUUAUAUUUUAUUUAGUAAUAUAAUAAUAAUAAUAAUUAUUAUUAUUAUUACUAUUAUAAAGCAAUAUUGAUGUAUAAUCACAAAAUUCUGGCCAAAUUGUGCAGCCCUACAAAUAAGCACAGCAUCCCUGGAUUUUUUUAAAUUGCAUUUUAAAUGACAAACGCAAUUUAUAUCAGAAAAAAUUCCCUCCAAAUCGUGCAGCCCUACUAUCUUCUUCCAACUCUAUACAGCAAUAAUAAUCCAUAGUGCAUUAUUGAAAUCCAGUAUGUAAGAUUAUAUUACAAUAUUAUUGAUUAUUAAUGAAUCAUUUCAAUAAAGCAUGAGGCUGUGGAACUGUUACUAUAGCAAUAAGAUUAUAACAAUUAUAACAUAUUACAAAUAUGCACUUUUUUACAUCAAUAAGUGAUAUGUGUGUGUUAAAUAUAUAUACAAUUGUACUAAAAGUGUCUGCCCUUAAAACUAUAAUCCUGUAACAGCGACGUACCAAAAUUAAGAAAAUUCACAAAAAAAGUCUUUCAUGUAUAAAGGAAAAUCUGAAUGCUUCCAGAGGCUGAAACAUCUUUUUUAACGUUUAUCUCCAUUCUGAAAAUGAUUUAUGUGUGCACAAUUAACUUUAGGCUGGAAACAUACUCUAUGCAAGUGCACAAAUGCCAACGUGAACGCUUGGUUGAUGCAAAUAUGCAGUCCCACUGUACAUAUAUAUAAGAAAACAUCAAUUCUCAGGGGGAGUUUCCUUCAAAUAUUACUGAAUUUGUUAUUCAGGUUUCUAGCUAUGCACUUGUUGACUCUGACUAACUCUAACUAUAUUUUUGUUAAAGUAACACCGAAGCAGAGUUUAAGUUAAUGAGAUAAUUAAGCAUUUAAUUAAGUGAUGAUUGAGCAUUAGUGAUGAACACCUGCCGUUAACAAGCAGAAUCACUGAAGAAAAGAGAACCACAAGAACUACAGCUGACUUCAGCCACAACCUUAGAUGAAAUCAACUGAAGAUAAAAGAAGACAUUAAAUCUCUCAAGAUCUCAGCAGAGGAGGAUUAAACAACUCCACAAACAGCAUUACCAGCUUCACUUAUUACUAACCAGAUUGACUUUAUUUCUGUCAUUUGUCUACAGAAACUCUUAUUGAGAAUUAACAGAAGUUUAGAUGUUGAUGUUGAUUUUGCUGUGUCUGUUACGACAGUAUUUGAUCUAAACAAGAAAACUGAAUGCAGAAGAAGUCAAUUUGUGCUAAUGCUCGCUAUAGCGUCCCUUGUGGUGACACUGACGCUGCAUCCAAAAUCGAAUACUUCCCUACUAUAUAGUAUGUGACAAACAAUACACCAACAGAGUAUUAUGUCUGAAUGCAUAGUAUUCGAAAAACAGUAGGUGAAAAGUUCCCAGAUGACCUACUACUUCUACUUCUCAGACAAUAUGUGAUUUUGGAUGCAGCGUGAGAAUACAACAUGUAGUUUUUCUGCAUUUUGAAUCUUCACUCUGAGAGAAAAAUAUUAUUUUAAGAACUGAUCACCGUAAAGGUUCUUUGAGGAAAACUUCUUCUAUGGCAUCGCUGUGAAAACCCCAUUUUGGAACCUUUAUUUUUAAGAGUGUUGCUCUGUUGUAACAGUAUUUGAUCUAAAAGAGGAAAUUGAAUGCACAAGGGACACUAAUGCCUGCUAUACCGCCCCUUGUGGCGACACUGAGAAUACAACAUGUAGUUAUACUGCAUUUGGAAUGACUGACACAUUUCAGAACACAUUUCAGCCUGAACUGCUAGAAACUUUAGCGUUUACUUACUUGCAUAGAGUAUCUUUCAGGCCUGUGAUAUGAUUGUCCAGUAUGCUUUGAAUGCUUUGUGAACUGCUUGAGCAAUGCAGAACACAGACCAGCCAAAAAACACAACUUUCUUUGUAGCAGUUUGGCAUCCUACUCUGACUGUAAUAUGUUAAAUGCUGACAUAAAAUCAUCUAAAUCUUUCCAAAUCCCAGCCUGGACUGUUCGCAUACAGCCUUUCCUCAAAUCACAAGCUAAACAGCUGCUGUAUCUUUGAUUCUAUUACACCAUUUAAAUGUGUGACAAUGACAUCAGCGUUCCUGCUGACGAUAUCACUGUAGCUUUUUGUUUGCCAUCACUGUCAACUGCAUGUAGCAGACUCUCAUUUAGUCCAUACAGAGAUUUUAUGCUUUUUAUUUUAGGUAGCAAUGAAUUAUAAAAAUGUGAAUAUAUUUUUAUUGUUUCACAACGACUGCCUUAAAAUGAAUAACCUUUGCUGCUUACAGUUUUGAAUGAACAUGUUUAUUUGUCUUUUUUGUUUUUCUGUGAAAUUCAGGUGUAAUACUGUUUCUGACCUUUAAACUUAUGUUUAACUGUCAAUCAGUAAAUGUCACUCAGCAAAUGACUUAAUUCAAUAAAAUAAAUUAUUAUAUUGACAA